AGAAUGAUAAAGACUAAACAAAAAUAUAAGAGGGGGUGGUGAACAGACUACAACCGACAAAGAUGGACCUGCUAACAAUCUUCUGUCACCUCCUGGUUUUAUGUUUCGAUCCGUCUGCAGCCACAAGCCUCAUUACAGCGGAUAUAUUUGAAGCCAGAGGUCAACGUGUGUGCAAGGCAGGGAAAGGGAAGCCGUGUUACAAGCUGGCCUAUUUCUCCGAGCUCCGGCGGAGGCUGAACUUCGUAGAGGCAGAACUCGCCUGUAGACGGGACGGAGGGCAACUUCUGAGCGUGGAGUCGGCGUCCGAGCAGAAGGUCAUAGAGCAGCUCAUCACAGACCUCCGUCCAACUGAUGGAGACUUCUGGAUAGGUCUCCGCCGUAACCAUGGCGACGAGAACAGCAGCUCAGACUGCUCCUCGCAGUACUACUGGCUGGACGGCAGCAAGUCUACAUUUAGAAACUGGCACUGGGAUGAGCCAUCAUGCGGCUACGAGGUGUGUGUGGUGAUGUAUCACCAACCGUCCGCUCCUCCUGGUCAGGGGGGGCUCUACAUGUUCAAGUGGAAUGACGAUAAUUGCGAAACCAAAAACAAUUUCAUCUGCAAAUACACUGCAGAGGAGCCACUGGACCCUUCCCCUUCUCCACACCCCACUACAGCAACAACUCUGAAUUUGGUUUACAUCAUCAUUCCCACCAUUCCCCUGAUACUGCUGUUACUGACAGUGACCGGAGUUUGCUGCUUCAAACUGCUUACCAGACGAAGGAGGAAACAGCAGAAAUCAGAAGUAUGCCAGACAGACCCGGGCGUCAGCUCCAGCACUCCAACUGAUGUAUACAACGUUAUUCGCUCCCAGAAGGAUGAUGACCUGGUUUCAACUCGCCCGCACACCAAAAUCACCUCCUUUUUAUGCUCCUCUCCUGACACACCGACAGGGGACUAUGACAACCUGGGGGGUCGGGACACCGAAAGCGGCUUUGUCACACUUGCCAGCACGGAGAGCGGCUUCCUCAACUUUGACCUCAAUGACCUCAGCCUUGGGCGUCGUGGCACCCGAGACUUCUAUGACACCAGCUUGGGCCGCUCAGGAAAGAGGGACUUGAACGACAGUAGUCUGGGUUGCACUGGGCAUAGAGAGUUUAAUGACAGGAGUCUAGGUCGUCGUACAACAAAGAGUGAGCAUUACGGCAGCAGUUUGUACGGAGACCACGGAUUGUAUGAUGGUAGUAUCAGAGGAGGGAGUGACCUCUAUGAUCCCAAACUGAGGCCUGGAGGUCACACAGUAAAGGCUGACCUCUAUCAGACAUACAUCACCAACGGCAAGGAGGACACUUACCAAACCAGCCUCGGAACCUAUGGAAACCGGAAAUCCUACCAAGCAAAUCUGGAUUGCUACCGAAAUGGCCUGAAUCUUGAUGGCGGAAGGAGAUACUUCAAUGAACAAGAAUGGAUAAACAGAGAAAACUACUGAUCCCCUAAACAGCUCGUUUAUUGUGUGUACAGCAGUAUACGUGCGAUUGUGGACGAGAGAAUGGCAUGUUUGUACAGUAUGUUUUUGAAGACUAUUAGGGGACUAAAAUCAGAUGAGGACAUGAGGACAAAGCCAAAAUAUAUUUGGUCAAUUACCCCACAAUUCAAAAGAAUUUGUUUAGGAAUAUGGAUUUAGAAUUAAAGAAUCAGUUUACCCAAAUUACAAUUUAAAAAAAAAAUCUCACUUUCUUGUGCUCACAGCAUUGGAAACUUACAUUUAAAUAACACUGGCCACACUACUGUUUUUUUAAACAUAUUUAUUCACCAAAUCAAAGUCCAUUCACCUUAAUUAUAUUGGUAUUAUGGUAGAAAUUUCUAAACUGGGACAAAUAAAAUCCAGUUUGCAUAGACACUGCAGGCAAGUGAGGAAAAAAUAUUUUUAUAAUCUGGGUGAACGGACACUUUUAAGGAGUUUUGAGAUUAAAUAUUAAAGGGGAACUCCACCCCUGUUUACAGGUCUUGGGAGUACACCUGCAUUUGUGAAUAAUAGUUACAUAAAGCCUUUUGUGGCUCCAGAGGGAGCUGUGUGAAAUCUGAUACAUUGGCUCAAGUGAUGUCACUUGAGUCAGCGUUGUUUUGGGUCAAAGACUACAAGUUUGAAAAUGGAAAAAAUAAACAUGGAUGUGGAGUUAGACAGAAGUGAGCUUACCAAACCUCUGUAACCCGCUCCUGGAGGCUACAUUAGCGCUAUUAGCAUGACACACCCGAAUCACAGACCAGUUUUUGACAAGAAAGAAGAACAAAUGGAAUAAAAAAAAGAUAUCUUCUUCUGAUCCUUUUUUUUAAACUCCAUCGAGAGUCUGACCAUGUUAGUGUGCAAAGCUAAAUCUGUGGAGUCUUCUUUUAACACAAGGCCACUCUACAUUACCAGGCCCCAAGACUAGAUCAUUUCUCUGGACCUUUCUAUUCCCCAGUCAUUUCAGUUGAUGCUUAAUCUAUUUUAACCAUGUUUUCUUUUAGACAAUUACCACAAACAAACACAGGAAACCUGGGGGCCUUCAGAGGCAGAGGAUACUCCAUCUUUGGGUAGAAGACGCCCAGUCAAAAAGCCAAGUUAAAGCUCAAACUGACAUAUAACAGGAACUCACCAUGAGGUGGGCCAGAUUGUUUUUGUCACGUCCACGUCCACUUUUCCUCCACACAGUGCGAUAUCAUCAAAAUUGACAGACUCCAAACAAUAAUAACCUCCCAGAAAUGCAUGAAGUGCCUCAGAUGCGACUGAGUGACAGCGACUCACAGUAAAGGUCUGUGUGUAGCAGCCUGUUUGCAUGUCCCUGUCAUGCUGCCCUUGCUUGGUAGGAUAACUAGUUAGGUCUUGGUGUGCCUGUAAAUAUUGUUUAAUCACACCCAGGGCUACCUGAUAUAAACAGGCUACCUCAAACAGAUUAAGACAAUAAACUAAUACUGCUUGAGGGAGCCAAGGCUGGAUAUUUUGUGUACUGCAAGUGUGUGUGACGUGGCCUUAAAUUGUGAGAUGUCCAUAACUUGAAUAGAAUUUCAUUGACACACUUUCCCCCUUAUUUAUUAAUGGCUUUCCAUCUCCUACUGAGUAAAUCAAAGACAGCCAAUGCUAGCGAGUGAAAAGGUAGCUCAUAUCUUGAAUUCAGCUCGAGUGCCUGCAGCCUGACCACAGCAAUGGCAUGAUAUCGAAGAGAAUGAUAAAAUAUAGCAUCAUUAUUAUUUAUUCAGAAUGUAUAAUGCCUUGACUCCUGCUCUCCUGUAAGUGAGAACGGUUUGUAUGUUUGUUACUUAAGGAAAUCUUCAAAUAAAAUGAGAUUAGAAUUGAAUCUGUCUGCUUGCGGUGCAGUGAUUUUACUGUCCCAAUAAAAAAACCCAGGAAGGUUG
Molecule: messenger RNA, 3373 nt
Organism: Micropterus salmoides (largemouth bass)
Lineage: Eukaryota; Metazoa; Chordata; Actinopteri; Centrarchiformes; Centrarchidae
Gene: layna
Product: layilin a
Exons: 7
Coding region: 63-1469 (468 amino acids)
Molecular function (GO): hyaluronic acid binding
Source: RefSeq, a predicted model, not a curated record